Ilex paraguariensis (yerba mate) is the source of this 369-nucleotide messenger RNA. Lineage: Eukaryota; Viridiplantae; Streptophyta; Magnoliopsida; Aquifoliales; Aquifoliaceae. The record is from the annotation of a GenBank genome assembly.
AUGGUGGUACGUUGUGGUACACCUUUCUCCCAAACAUGUAGUAGAUGGGGUGUUGGUGCAUGGAGCUACUUAAAUAUGUUAAACAAGUGGCUUCAAUUGAUUCAAAAGACACUGCUAGAAUAUAGUCGGUUGCGAAAUGCUCUGCUCUUCUUGGGAGUAUAUUUCUUUUAUUAUUUUCUCUUCUUGGGAGUCUAUUUUCUUGUGGUCAAUGAGUGUAAUUGGUUUUUGCCAUGCGAUGCUCGUUCUAUAUAUAUAAAGGGAAAAAUGAAGGUCAUAUGUGCUGUUAUUAAUUUGCUUCAUGUUGAUUCUCUGUUAUGUGUUAUAUAUGUUUUUUUGAAUAUAGGAACUUCUGUGGUUAUUGUUCAAUGA